Molecule: messenger RNA, 1848 nt
Organism: Endocarpon pusillum Z07020
Lineage: Eukaryota; Fungi; Ascomycota; Eurotiomycetes; Verrucariales; Verrucariaceae
Exons: 2
Coding region: 1-1848 (615 amino acids)
Biological process (GO): intracellular iron ion homeostasis; transmembrane transport
Cellular component (GO): vacuolar membrane; endosome
Molecular function (GO): siderophore-iron transmembrane transporter activity
Source: RefSeq, a predicted model, not a curated record
AUGUUCGAUACCUCGAACGAAAAGGCCAUCUCCUCCUCUACAAGCACAGGUCCAGACCAUCAAGGUUAUGAUGGCCAGAGAGCGACCGACACUGUUCCCUAUGGAGGAGGUAUUCUUGGCGAGAAAAGCCCGGGUGUGAAACGCAUCGAAGCAAUAUCAGCCCAAUUUACCAAGGUCGACCGUAUCUUCGUCUUUCUUGGCGUCUUCUUGAUUUCCUACGCAUAUGGAUUGGAUGGUAUCAUCCGGUAUACCUAUCAGCCUACUGCCACUGCUUCUUACAGCACGCAUUCCCUUCUUGCAACCGUCAACGUCAUUCGUGCUGUCAUCGCGGCUGCGGCUCAACCAACGGCUGCGCGGAUCGCUGACGUAUUCGGUCGUGUCGAGUUGAUUCUCGUCUCGGUCUUCUUCUACGUGCUCGGCACUAUCAUCGAAGCAUGCUCAAAUAAUGUGCAGGCAUUCGCUGGAGGUGCUGUACUGUACCAGAUCGGGUAUACUUGCGUUCUCCUCUUGGUCGAGGUUGUUAUCGCAGACAUCACGAGCCUGAGAUCCAGAUUGUUCUUCUCUUACAUUCCGGUACUGCCAUUCAUUAUCAAUACGUGGAUCAGCGGCAAUGUGACCAGCGCGGUGUUGGGCACAACGACUUGGCGAUGGGGGAUCGGAAUGUGGGCGCUGAUCUAUCCUGUCUGCGCGCUUCCACUGAUCAUCGCACUCUACCUUGUCGAUAGGAGAGCCCGUAAAGCGGGUAGUCUGGAUGCAUACAAAUCACCCUACCAGCUUCUUGGAGGCCGUCGAUUAAUGAUCGAGCUGUUCUGGCAGCUCGAUGUGAUUGGCGUCAUCCUGCUCAUCGCUAUCUUCGGCCUCAUACUUGCACCAUUGACUCUCGCCCAAGGUCAAGCCAAUCAAUGGCAGUCCGGAAAGAUCAUUGCUCCGGUUGUAAUCGGCAUCGUUUGCGUGCCGGUCUGGAUUGUGUGGGAACGCCGGGCAAAACAUCCCAUCGUUCCGUUCCACCUAUUGAAAGACCGUGCGGUAUGGGCUGCGUUGGGCAUGGCAACGAUGCUCACUUUUGCCUGGACCAUGCAAGGUGACUACCUCUACACCGUGCUCAUCGUCGCAUUCAACGAGUCAAUCCAGUCUGCAACCCGAAUAACAUCUCUGUAUAGUUUCACAUCCGUCAUCACUGGUGGUCUCGUGGGCCUGGUGGUUCUCAAGGUGCGGCGGAUGAAAGCCUUUAUCGUUUUUGGCACAGUCCUCUUUCUCGUUGCCUUUGGACUAUUAAUCCGCUAUCGUGGUUCCCCUUCUUCAUCUGGCCAUUCCGGGAUAAUUGGCGCCCAGGUUGUGCUCGGUAUUGCGGGGGGGCUGUUUCCUUACCCUGGCCAGACUUCAAUCCAAGCAGCAACGCGACAUGAGCAUCUUGCUGUCAUCACGGGUCUGUAUCUAAGUUGCUACAAUAUCGGCUCGGCACUCGGGAACGCCGUCAGUGGUGCUAUAUGGACACAGGUUCUUCCCGGACGGUUGGAUACCAAUCUCGCAGGGUUUGGGAAUGCAACCCUAGCCACAAGCGUGUUUGGUGACCCUUUCACGUUCAUAGCUGCAUACCCUGUUGGCACGCCGCAGAGAGAUCAAGUGAUCGAUGCAUACCAGUAUACGCAGCGCUUGCUUUGUAUCACAGGCAUUUGUUUGUGUGUUCCUUUGAUCAUAUUCUCCUGUUUAUUGAGGGACCCGAAAUUGGGCAAGGAGCAAAGUAGGCCGGAAGCUGAGGGUGGAAUCGGCGGAGAGGGCCGAUAUGGUGCGAGCAAUGGCGAGGCUGGAAACGAGGGGAAGACGAAAUGGUGGGCUCGGUUGAGGUGA